Purpureocillium takamizusanense is the source of this 168-nucleotide messenger RNA. RefSeq lists its product as uncharacterized. Lineage: Eukaryota; Fungi; Ascomycota; Sordariomycetes; Hypocreales; Ophiocordycipitaceae. Bases 1 to 168 code for a protein of 55 amino acids. The record is from RefSeq and is a predicted model, not a curated record. The transcript has a single exon.
AUGGGCUUCUUUCCUCAGGGCUUGGAUUUCUUCUUGGAAAAGCUGCAUCUUGCCCUCGAAAUCACUGACUGUAUCCUCGAGGGAGGCAACAUUCUGUUUCUCAAGGCGCAGCUCAGCCUCCAGACGGAGUACUCGCCUCGUAACCUCGAGGACGUCUUGACUCCAUAG